Cephus cinctus (wheat stem sawfly) is the source of this 1442-nucleotide messenger RNA. RefSeq names its product autophagy protein 5 (gene Atg5). Bases 108 to 905 code for a protein of 265 amino acids. The transcript has 4 exons. NCBI's taxonomy places the organism in Eukaryota, Metazoa, Arthropoda, Insecta, Hymenoptera, Cephidae. Gene Ontology annotation, biological process: C-terminal protein lipidation; nucleophagy; cellular response to nitrogen starvation. Gene Ontology annotation, cellular component: Atg12-Atg5-Atg16 complex; cytoplasm; phagophore assembly site membrane. The record is from RefSeq and is a predicted model, not a curated record.
ACAUUGAAAUACCCCCUAGCAGACGAAAAACAUAGCCUUCAAAUCUUGUGUAUAAGUAAACUGUCAACAUCGUCUAUUAAUUCAAUUUUGAAAAUAUAUCCAGUAAAAUGGCAAAUGAUCGGGAGGUGUUGCGUGAAAUUUGGGAAGGAAAAAUUCCAGUUUGUUUUCAGCUGGAUUCUGAGGAAGUUUGCGAACUGCAAGCACCCGAUCCGUUUUAUUUAAUGGUGUCUAGGUUAAGUUACUUUCCACUGUGUACUGAUAAGGUACGCAAGCAUUUUAUGCGUCAUAUACAACUCGACAAACAGGAAAAUGAGAUGUGGUUGGAAUUCAAUGGUAUUCCAUUAAAGUGGCAUCUACCAAUAGGAGUUCUCUUCGACAUUUACUCCAAUGAUAUACAACUUCCAUGGAACAUUGUAGUGCAUUUUGACAAAUUUCCUGAGAAUGUCAUAAUGCAUUGUCACAAUAAGGAAGUUGUAGAAGCUCACUUUUUGGCUUGUAUCAAAGAGGCUGACGUAUUAAAACAUCGAGGCCAACUGGUAUCUAGUAUGCAAAAGAAGGAUCACAAUCAACUGUGGCUUGGUCUUUUAAACGAUAAAUUUGAUCAAUUCUGGGCUGUAAACCGCAGACUCAUGGAAGCUAGUAAUAAUGAUGAAGGUUUUAAAUAUAUUCCUUUCCGUUGCUACACUAAUGAGGACAAGUACAUCCAGAAGCUGGUAAAGCCUGUUAGUGAGGAGGGUCAAAGAAAGACUCUGAAGCACCUUCUGAAUGAAGUAUUUCCAGAUAAAGAGAAAGUUCAGGUACAAACACAUGGAAUAAUGCCACCUUUGGAAACACCUUUACAAUGGCUGUCUGAACAUUUAAGUUAUCCAGAUAAUUUUCUUCAUCUUUGCCUAAACACAUCGUAACGUACAAUCGAUGAAUGUCGAACCAAUAAGUUCAGGAGUGGGAUUCGAAGCAAACGGUUUUUUUAGCGCACGGACAGUUUUAAGACUGGGUUCAAUGGCUUCUGAGUCUUUUUAUUUUUCUACGAUCGUGUCACCCAAUCUCUCCUAUUCCGGUUCUUUAAUACAUAUUUUAUAGGAACCAACCUUUAUAAGUCCCAAGGGCUCCCUUUACGCCGGAUUAGAGGAAUACAAUUGCUAAAUUGCUGCAAUUUAUAUUUUGCAGUCUCACACACUUAUAGUGACAUAUUAUUGAUCACUUUAGGCUAAAACAUUUCUGAAAGACGUUUUAUAAUUUAAAAAUAAUGAGUCAGAAUUAUAUUGUAAAAAUAUAACGCGUCAGAAAGCAUUACUAGUGCGAAUCAAGUAUAUGAGAUUGAACAUGUAACCGCCAUGUUUUAAUUACUUGGUAAUACUCCAUAAUAUGUUGUAUGUAGUUUACAAAAGAACAGUAUAACAUCUACAAUUAUCAAUAAAGCGAUUAAACUACUUUGAAGUUUA